AUGGGUGCGUUCGAUCACAUUGUUCUUGUGAACUUGGUUUUUCUUCUGAUACAAUGGGUGAGAGGUUGGGUAGCGGAUCCAAUAACUGGUCCUUUCAUUCAACUUCCUCUAAAUACCUCCAACUUUCACAUCCAGAAGCCUUAUGACUUGCCAGUUUGGGAACGUUACAGCUUUGUUAAUGGAAUUCACAAGCUAUGGGUUUACUCCACAGACAAUCCUUUGUCCAAAAAUAGCCCCACCAAACCUCGUACUGAGGUUAUGAUAAAAGGAUAUAAUUAUUCGUCAAAUGUGUGGCAAUUUGAGGGAUAUGGGUAUGUGCCUAGUGGAACAUCUGGUGUGAGCAUAAUGCAAGUGUUUGGAGCAAGCCCUCCUCAUCCCACCACUCUGCAGCUUAGAAUUUACAAUGGCUCACUCACCUACUAUACAAGUGCAGUUCUGGUUCCAAAUAUAUAUGACAAAUGGUUCCGGGUAAAUGUGAUUCAUGAUGUUGAAUUAUCAAGAAUCAAGAUUUAUAUCGAUGGAAAGUUCAGGUACGAAGAACCUGGCCGUGGGGGAACCUUUCAUUACUUCAAAUUUGGGGUUUAUGGCCAGAUGAAUGAUUCAUACUAUAUGGAAUCUCGCUGGAAAGACAUCAAAGUUUUUAAAAAAUGUAACUGA
This is a messenger RNA of Mangifera indica (mango), 657 nucleotides long. Its product is annotated as citrate-binding protein-like. Lineage: Eukaryota; Viridiplantae; Streptophyta; Magnoliopsida; Sapindales; Anacardiaceae. The transcript is spliced from 2 exons. The coding region runs from base 1 to 657 and encodes 218 amino acids. The record is from RefSeq and is a predicted model, not a curated record.